Molecule: messenger RNA, 2386 nt
Organism: Lycium ferocissimum
Lineage: Eukaryota; Viridiplantae; Streptophyta; Magnoliopsida; Solanales; Solanaceae
Exons: 2
Coding region: 1739-2365 (208 amino acids)
Source: RefSeq, a predicted model, not a curated record
UUGAUGAGUCGUGAAAUUACGCGAUAUUCGACGCUAAUUCCUUAAGCUUUUGUGACUCCUUAAGCACUUUUGUUGUUACUUUUUGUGUUUUUAUGUUGUUUUGUAGGAAAAGAUGCCCGGAGAGCAUAACGGAGCAAAACGGAGCAAAACGGACCAAAAUAGAGCAAAAAUAGAACAAAUUCAUACUUUCUGGCACCAUAUGCUACACGCAGAGUAUAGCAUAGUGCAAAAUGUCACCACAUGCUACGGUUUUGGCACAACAUGCGAUUAGCAUGUUGAACAUGCGAAUAGCACAUGGUGCAGCAUGUUGUGCAAGAGGGUAUUAUUGUCCAGAUUUUGUUCCCGUUUUUGGAAUGAUAUAAAUACUCUUUUAGGGUUUGUAAUAGAUAUCUUUGGCAGUUUUUCAUCAAGUUUGGAGACUAGUUUUUACACCACACUUUGGGGUUGAAGAUUUGAAGAUUUGGUUGAGUAUUUCUUAAACCUUUAAUUCAUUUCUUCAAUUCCUUGCUUUGUAUUGUAUAUCUAAGUGUGUAACUUUCUAUUCCAUGACUUGAAUCUUGUUUAUGAAAAUAUUCUUGAUUAAAGUUUGGUUUGAAAGUCUUGUUAUGCUUAUGUAUUGAAUGAUUCUUAUUGCUAUUGAAGUGGGUCUUUGUUGAUUUAAUUAAUCUCGUUCUUGAACGUUUCCAAAGGGAUUAGCUAACCCUAGGACUCACCCAUUUACUUAGAUUGAGCUCGGAAGAGGAAAUCUAGGUUGGGAAAGAUUGAUUAACAAGAAUUUGGGUAAUAAAACCCAUCUAAUAACUUGAGCUAGGAAUAGGAAAGUUACUUGAGAUUCAAUUGGUUGUGCUAGAUAUCACACUCUAAGGCUUGGAAAAGCUUAGAGUGAAAUUCAUUGAUUUGGUUGGAAGACUUUCAGUGAGAUUGUAGAAACCAUUAUCUAUUAACAUAAACCCGCUCUUAGUUGUAAAAUCAUAAAAUACGUUGGAUCGUUACUUGAGUGUAAUAUCCUUUGUAUCCAAACUUGUAGCCAUUGAUCAUUUUACUUGCUUUCUAGGUUAGUUUACAUUUCCGCAUUAGUUAUAAUUUUCUCAAAAACCCAAAAUAUUUUCUAUCGUUUGGCUUUAGCUUAGUUGGUGAAAAUUUCAUACUUUUCUUAAUCGCCUAUAUAUUGUUCUCUGUGGGAUUCGACCCCCGACUCAUAGUUGGGUAAAUAUAUUGCAUACGACCGUGUACACUUUCUCUUUGAGGAGUGUAUUUGGACGUUAUCAAAAAUGGCGCCGUUGCCGGGAACAAUUUGGCGUAUUUGGGUUAGUUUGGGAUUUAAGCUAACUUGCUUUUGUUCAAACUUUCUUUGCUUUAUUUUAUCUUUAAAAAAAAAAAAAAAAAAAAAAAAAAAUGGCAUCUUGGAAUGAAAAUGGGUUUGAUGGUUGCAAUCCAUAUUUUGAUGACCCAUGUCCUUAUUGUGGAGGACCCCACUCUUGGCAAAAUUGUUUAAAGUCUCCCGGGGGAGGAUUGUGCGCACAAUCUCGAACCCAUGAGUGGAGCAUAUGUGAUAGAUGUGGUGGUCAAAAUGGCCAUUGGGCUAAUUGUGCUUAUGUGUCCUUCCCUUCCCCGAACCCCUACUAUGACGAUUCUACUUUGUGUUAUGACAAUGAUAGGGAAAUAAAAGUGGAAGAAGUUGAGAAUGGACAAAAUGGAGAGUUCAAGCUCAUGAUGGAAUGCCUAUUUGAAGGAGGAAAUGAAAAGCAAAAAAGCCUUGGAGGAGUACUUGGAAACUAAUCUCCAAAAUGGCUUGAUGAAUGAAUACAAAAAUCUUUCAUGGGCAUUUGAACAAAAUGAAGAAAAAUUCUCAAAUGCUCAAUAUGAGGAGAGAAUGCCCAUGUUGGAGGCCAAUCAUGAAAAGGAGGAAUCAAGAAUUGAACAUCCUCCAACCGAAUCCAUUUUCAUCAGAGAUGCCAAAGAAGAAAAGAAAUUAGAGUCAACCGUUGUCUUGAGAAAAAUGGUGGAAGUUGACUCUAGUUUGGGGGAAAAUGAGAAUGUCAAAAUCCGGAAAAAUUUGCAAAUUGGGAGGUUGAAGUCUCACUCCAAGCAUUUUUCAACAUUGGAUUUGUAUGGUGAUAUGGGAAUUGAGCCACAUACAUCCAUGUUGGAUGGUGAAGAAGAAAGACAAGUGCCUUACAUCUUGCAAUUCGAAAGAGUAAGAAGGCAAAAUGACAUUCCUCAUUUGAAAGCCAAGAAGUGCAAAAUGAAGAAAUUAAUGUUUGGCUUGUUCAUCUACUUACCACCCCCCACCACUCAUGGUCACAAACUUGAGUCCAAGUUAGGUGCCCAAUUCAUAAGCUCCAAAUGGCGAGAAAAGUGGUGAAGGUAACCGUCGUGCCGCGAC